This is a messenger RNA of Actinia tenebrosa (Australian red waratah sea anemone), 10120 nucleotides long. RefSeq lists its product as uncharacterized. Gene Ontology annotation, molecular function: protein binding; calcium ion binding. Lineage: Eukaryota; Metazoa; Cnidaria; Anthozoa; Actiniaria; Actiniidae. The record is from RefSeq and is a predicted model, not a curated record.
AUUGCGUAACCUAGAGCACAGGUAGCCCAAGCUAGGUUUCUGUGGUGUCAUAUACACAUAUAUACCCACACACACACACACUUAGAUGACUCGACAUUGCAUCUUUGGUUUUGUGGUUUUGUUACACGAAUAUGUGGUGCUUACUCUAUUGUUGUUUAACUCAUAAGAAUCUCUUUUUUUUAUCAGACAUUAACGAAUGUAACAAAAAUAAUGGUAACUGUCAGCACACGUGCACCAACAAACCAGGAUCAUACGAAUGCGGAUGCCACAGAGGAUACGUGAAACACAAAAUCAUUGAUAAUAUGGAGAUAUGCAUAGAUCUUGACGAGUGUAAAUACCAAAAAGAUCCACCGGCUUGUAGAUGUGCAAAUAUCAAAGAAGCGGAAUGCAACGCGACCUGCAUCAAUGAAAUAGGAAGUUACAGGUGUACUUGUAACAAGGGCUACAGAUUAAUAGCUUCAACGAUUUGCGAAGAUAUUGAUGAAUGUAUUUCUCCAACCACAAAUAAUUGUAACCUAAAGUGUUUAAAUUUGCCUGGUUCUUAUUCAUGCCAUUGUCCCAGAGGGUUCCUACUCGGAAAAGAUGGUUCCACAUGCGAAGAUGAAAACGAAUGCAAGACAAAGAAGGGUUGUCAGCACAGGUGCAUAAACACCUUUGGAAGUUUCAGGUGUCGAUGUCGUAGAGGGUUCAGAAUACAUCCAAAUGGCCGUCAAUGUAUAGAUGUUGAUGAGUGCAAGGUUUUUAAACCAUGCGACAUGAAGUGCAUCAACUUGCAAGGAAGCUAUCGUUGCUCAUGUCCAAAUGGAUACAAAUUAAACAAUGAUAACUUUACUUGUUCAGAUAUCGAUGAAUGCCGCCCCGGGAACACCUCUCUUUCCGACUGUGAACAGUUGUGCAUAAAUACUCAAGGUUCAUUUAAGUGCUCGUGUAAACGUGGAUAUCGACUUCGACGGAACGAAAAAGCAUGUAAAGAUGUAGACGAAUGCCUGACUGGCACUCACAAAUGCGAUCAGAAAUGUCAAAAUAGUAUUGGAUCUUACGUUUGCUCUUGUGGGCCUGGCUACAAGCUGAAAGACAAGAAAAAGUGUCAAGCACUUCCAUGUGAGUCUAUUGAGGGUCCAUCUCGUGGUAGCAUGAAAUGUAAUGGCUUUUCCACUGGCUCAAUAUGUACGUUCCAGUGUGACCUCGAAUAUGACUUGGUUGGAUCCGAGGAAUCAACGUGUCUACCUUCAGGGAAGUGGAAUGGCACUAGAGCGACAUGCAAAGUUAAACAAUGUCCUAAGUUGGCUGCACCAGAAAAUGCCGAGGUUUUCUUGCCUUGUCACAACACAAUAAGAUCAAGAUGUUUGUUGAAAUGUGUGGAUGGAUUUCACAGCGCAGAAGGUGGUGUAGCGACAUGUCAGYUUGAGAGCUUCUCUGGUUUUGGGAAAUGGAAUUUAAAGAAUUUCCAUUGCAAAGAGCUGAAACUUUGCUCACCAAAUCCGUGCUUAAAUGGUGGGAAAUGUUCACUUCACAACAACAAUAAAUUUUAUUGUGACUGUGCAGACACUGGCUUUGAAGGUCCACGGUGUGAAACAGGUAUCAUAACAACGCCCACAUAUCAGAGACUAAAAAUAAACCAAGAGUCCAAAGUAUACCAUCUAAACGCACAACCAAAGAGUGAGCUUAGGGUAACCAUCASAUCGACCCAAGCAGUCUUGGUGAAACCACAAAGUGAGUUACGAAUUUCAAAACUGUCUCGACAGGUGGCAUUCACUCUUGUUUCCAGGAAACCAGGGUUGCACAUUAUUGCAUAUACUUUAGACGGCGAUGAUGCAAAGGUUUUUAAGGCUCCAGAGGAGAACACGAUCUUUGUUGGUCCCGAUAGUGUCAGCAAGGAUAACGUAUACAACCGCCUUCAGAUUUCGAAAGGGAAUCUACCAGAAGGUUGCCAUGAGUUGCCAAAAUUGUUCCAAUGCAAUGCACGUCUAACUUCAACUUUUCCUUGGGGUACUCCAAGUGCCACAUCAACUGAAGGUAUAGUUCACUUACGAACUAAGAGCUUGAACAUUCCCAUUUCCCUCUUCGGAGUGAGCUUGAAUGAACUUUCUUUUACAAGAGAACAGUUACUUAGCAAGAUCGAAGAAACCUCCCUUCAAGACGUACCAGCUAAAACUGACUUGUCCUUCAUAAGAGAUGGAAAGUGUCACUCCACUCCUAUGAAAAAAGAUUACUUGUUUGAUUUUAUUCAAAAUGAUGCCUUGCCAAGGUCCAUCUUUAGGUCUCUGUCAAGUGUUCUGCCACCGUGGAUUGAGUUGCAGCUUGAUCAAAGUAAUGACGUCUUUGAUGUUACCAACCUAAUGGUCAGUGUGGGUAAACCCAUGAGCGAUGGAUCAGGAAUGUGUGAACAGCUUCCAAUAUCUCCUUCAAGUGUUUUCUUCAAACCUAGCAUAGCAUUCAACACUAAAAUCGGCGAUGAGACAAAAGCAUUCAAAUCAGAAGAGCGUGUCUGCCUGGCCCUUGAUGUCUGUCAAAGCAAGUCGUUUAUAGAUCUCUCAUCUCAGGCCAGGAAAAGAUUUCAGCAAAUGAAAAUAUUCAAAGACAUGAAGAGAACAGGUUGGGAUUUUAAAGUUUCUAGCUUUGGAAUGCAGAAUAAUAGAUCUGAUGAUGCAGUUGGUAAAAAUAAUUUUGACAUUUGGAUGAAAGGCGAGAUAAAAGUACGCAUGACGGGUCCUCGAGUUGGUGUUCAACUUAACAGCACAGGAGAGAUUUUCACAACGUCGGACUGCCCAAAGAAGCUUCUUUCCAGACAGCUUACCUGUUCAAUAUCAGGCUCUGCUAAUGGAAGGAUAACGAUGCAAACCUCAAUAAAAACUGGCGAUUCUGAACUAAUUCCAUUGAAGUUGAAAUCGGAAAAUAUGGUUGGACAAUUCCUGCUUGGAGGAGAUAAGUGUGACCAAGGCAUCAACCUCACCUUGACAUCCUCAGAAAAUCCCGUAAAAGGAACCAUGUUAUCUCAAUUCAUUCUUCCAUAUCUAAAAUACCCAAUGAAUGUUACCAUCAACCACGACAUAGUAGGCGGAGGUGGACAAAGUGGUGUGCGAAUUCCAAGAAAUUUAGGCACCACAGUCAUACUCCUUGGAUUCAUAAUGCAGCAAUUCCAGUUCACUGCGCAAAGUAUUCCUAAUGUGGUGCCAGAUUUAAGCUCUGAUGCAAACAAAUUGCUAGACAUUGUCAAUGAUGUGAAUGCUCAAGCGACCAGAAUGAGGCAACUUGUCAUGUCAAGUAUAGACAAAACUUUAGUAAACCAAGAAGCUAAGAGUAUAAUAAACACGGUUGAAAUCUUGAACGAAAAGAUUGAGAGUAUCCUAACAAGGACAACCGCGCUUUCUCAGAAGCUUUUGUCGCAUACCUCAAAUCCAAUGGUAUCGGGGAUAAUAGCUCAACUUCAAGGUUUUCACACCAACGUGGAACUUUACGCAAAAUCACUGAAGCUUGAUACUGAACGAUCUCCGGUCAAACAAAUUCUUAAAGGGUUAUCCAUUGGUAUGAUGUCACAAGUCUGUAUAGGUAGGUUGUGUGUGCCAGAUGUAAAGGCAAAAAUACUCGCGAAUAACGAUGUAACCACGACUGCCUGCCUAAGGAAGAACACAAGUGCUGGAGCAACAGUAAAACAACGAACAUUUCCUUAUGUGUUUAUCUCACCAUCUAAAAACAUCGAGCUUGGGAGACUGCUACAGGUGAAGGAAGGUGAAGAGAUGAGAAUGGACGUUUUUAAGAAUCUAAUGCGCUUUAAAACCACAAUGCAUUUAUUUGGAAUGACAAAAACGGUCAACCUGAACAUUACAAACCAACAGCUCUAUGUUAAAGUGAGAGGGAAUAUUUUUAACAAGUUCGAAUCAGAGAUUAACGUAACUGCUGAUACUAAGGUCGACGACUGGGAGUCAUUGAUUUUCAAAGCAAGUGGAAAAAUGGGUCAAGGCUCUCAACUUCCAAGAAUGCUGGAAAACGCAGUCAACGAAUAUGCUAUCACAAUGGUUCGAAAAGCUGAAAAUAGAAUAAGAAAGGCGAAGACACUUUUAGAAAGUACCGUUAAUAAGACGAAAAAUACAGACGCGAUUUUAAUUUCCAAAAAAAAUGACUGGGAUCUCUCGAUUAAGAACAAAAAGAAUUUAGAAAACAUGCUUAAGAGAAAGAGGGCGGACUUUAAUGAAUAUUUUCAAAAAUUUGAAGAUGCUGUACAAGAUUAUGAUAAAUUCACAAAACGCCUGUUAAGCAAAAGUUGCAAUCUUACUGACUGUAAAAGAUUGUGCAGCAAAACUUGUAUWCCAGAUAUGUGCUGGGACAAAGCAAUCAUUCAAUAUCAAAAACAUGAUUGUGUGGAAGUGAAUGCAAAGUACAUCAAGUUUGUACCGGGAGAAGUUACUCGUAAAGUGACGUACCCAACGACACCCCAGAUAAGAAGAGAUGUUGGCAAGUGCAAGUCCUUUUUAACAGCUUUGGGUGAGGGACUCAUAAAGGGAGGUGCUAAACUGGCGUUUUCAUCCUUAUUGGGCAGAAGAAAAAAACGAAGCAUCACAAAUGGACAAGACUUUCAAAAUGUUCCUAAUUUUAAUGAACUUCUUAAAAAGUCUAACCCAAAUCUACCACGUGAUUUUGACAUCAACGGUGAACUUCGAAAAAUAUCUAGUAAGCUCCCAAAAGACUUUGAUUUAAAUAAGCUUUUGGCUUCCUACUUUAUAAAGCAACAUAAAUUCGAUCCGAGUGAAAUUUUGAAGAGGUAUUUCCCAGCACUUCCUGCAGAUUUUGAUUUUGAUGAAGAAGUAAUAAAAGCUGUGCCUGAACUUAGAAACAAUUUUGACUUCGACCAAGUAAUGAAAGAUGUUAUAUUCAAAGCCCAAAGACUCAAAAGGAAGGUCGAUUUGAAAAGGGAGCUGGUGAAAAGGAUACCGGAACUGAGAAAUAUCGAUCUUGAUAGAGUGCUAAAAGAGUCCUUACCUCCACUUAAAUCUUUGAAGAAUAUCACAGGACAUAUACAGACUUCUUUGGAUGAUGUUUUGUCUUUUAAGGUAAAGAAAACAUUGCUUGAAAGGUUUGAUGUCAACGAUAUCAUAAAGACUAAACUUCGAGGUCUGCAUAGGGAUGUGGACUUAAAUAAGCUACUAAAAAAAAGAAUACCACAACUUGGUAAAAACUUUAAUUUGAAUAGACUGAUUAUUAAUGCUGUAAAACGUAACCCAGGAAACCUUGGUGAGCUUAACCUGAACAAACUGGUUCGAGGUGAUAUGGGAUCCAUACCUGGACUACAAAACUUCAAUCUACAGAACACUUUACAAGAUAUGGUGCCUGGAUUUGCAAAGGGCCUUAACUUCGAAAAAUUUAUUAAUAACAAGCUGCGAGACGUCGUAUCGGUUGAUAUUAACCCUCUCAAACUCGAAAAAUUAAAUUUCAAUAACAUAAUAAAUAAACAAUUGCCAAUUAUCAAGGACCUUGGCGUUAACAAGAUUUUCAAAAGUGCUUUUCCGACACUUGGAGAGAUGCCAAGCGUUGGAAAGAUUCUUAGUGAAGCAGGCUCACUGAUGAACAUGGUUGAAGAUUUUAACGUAAAUGGUAUCGUAAAGGGAGCAUUUAAACAUCUCCCCGUAAACUUAAACCUCAAUAUAGGAGAUGCACUAAGAAGGAACAUACCCGCUUUGAGGGGAGUGCUCAAUAUUGAAGGAAUUUUGAAUAAAGGUUUGAAACAGUUUAUCAACCCCAAUAUUGGAAAUAUCCUAAAGAACGUUCCAGGCUUGCCAAAUCUACCGGGCUUACAAAAUCUACCAGGCAUGCUGAACCUACCGGACUUGCCCAAUUUGGAAAUAAGAGAACUAUUUAAAAACUUAAAAGCAGCAUUCAGUGAAGACAUUUUUGCAAACAUUGGCGACGCUUUCCAGAACUUUGGUCAGAAUCUGAUGAAAAAUUUUGCUGGAUCGUUUGGCAACAUAGUAGGCGACUCAUUUAUGUCGGCUUUCCAAAAUUCUGGAUGUAAACAUAAGUACGUAACUGAAGCUGGACCAACCGAGUACCGAAGUUACCAGGAAACAAGAGCAAUAAUGGUGGGAAAACAGUUUUCAGAAAUCAAAUGGAAGUGUACCAAUCCGAGAACAGUCAACAUGACGUCGGAAGGGUUUAAGCCUAGGUCUUGCUGUAGAAAAGACAUCAAGUGUGUUGAAUUUUUAGAUCCACAAUGUGUUAAAAGAAACCAAGAAUGCUUCAAAGAAAAGAAAAACAUAUUUAAACAAGAACAAUCAUUUUAUAAUGCGUCGAUUUUAUUUGAAUAUCCCCAUCUGAUAGAAUCGGAAAAGGAAUUGGCUCACAUAGAAUUACGGCUUGAGGAAGCAAGAUUACGAGAACAAAAUGCUGCACAUGAUUAUAGAAUCGUCAGUGCUCGGCUUCGGCAACUUCAAGCUUUGGAGAACGCCAGCAUGAUUUCCUUGUCUAAGAUGAAGAGCAUUCCUGAUGUUGACUUAGGUCUUAAGAUCGGGACUAUUUUAAACAAGUCUUAUAAGGAGCGACCAUUUCGAAUGUUAUCGCUAUACUUCCAUACAAAAACAUCAUCGCUGUCAAAGUCGCGCCUUCCUUUAAAAGGAACAGUAACAACUAAARAUGGACCUGACUURACAUUCAASKUUAUCAUGGAUUUURAGGAUGUUARKUUAUCAAUAGAACAMRCUACRAAAUCAGUCAUUMAAAAACUUGCACAAUCCAUCGAAACAUCAAGAAAAAGAAGAUCCGUAGAAAUAGACUUUUCAAACUCAAGCCAAAAGUCAGAUCCUAUAAAAGAAAAUGAAAAUUGUUUACUGGCUAGAAACACAAGUUUGUUCUUCUCUGAGAUGCUUAGUGCUCUUCAUAAACUUUUAGAGUCUAAAUUUGCACAAGAUAAUGAGAUAUCAAAUGAAAUUACUGCCAUAGACAACCUGGAAGUAACCCUUGCUGAUGAUGCUGCACGAUCGUCUGAAAACGAUUUGUCAAAAAGCUAUGUUAAGACUAUCUCAUCUUAUAAAGAACAACGAAAAGAGCAAUCAAGAAUGGCCUCUUGGAAUGAGACUAUUGUUGGAUGGAGGAACUUUGUCGAAAACAUCUCCAAAACAAGAGAUCUAAAGGACUGCUCAAAUGCCCUCGACUGUGUUAAAGAACAGAGUGAACGUCUCGUAGAACUGUACAAAUCUGUAAAAAAUAGCACAAAAGCAAGAGAAAUGCAGACUUUGUUACCAAGAUUAGCUGAUGGAAUGAAAGAACUAAUGGAAGAAGAACUAGAGAUGGAAGAGGUUAGAUCGAGACUUCAGAACCUAACUAUGCUGUUAAACGAAACAUACGAUGACAGUCUUCUCUGUGGCGAGAAGCCAGUUAUAUUGACAAAAGACAGCAAACAAGUAAACCGACUCGUUGGUGAGAGUAUCAAGCUUUCGUGUCUCGCAAAAAGCCAGACAAAAGUAAUUUACACAUGGAGAAGGGAUAACACAGUCAUAAAGGUUUCUGACAAAAGUGGCGAUCUUGAAUUACGAUUACUGAAUGAAACCAGUCAAGGAUUGUACAGAUGUGAAGCUGCAAAUCACAAGGGAAGUAUCUUCUCAGGAAUAACUGCGCUAGUCAUACAAAAAAAGCCAACAAUUGUCGAGCAUCCAACAAAUGUACAAGUUCCUUUGAACAAGCAGUCAGGGGUUACAUUCUCAUGUGCUGUUAAUGCAAAACCGUUGGCGACUAUAAAAUGGCUUUUUGAACCAUUGUCAUCGAAUUUAUCAGUGGAGCUGACCAACGAGAAUAGUAAUCUGUUGUACGUAGUUCCAGACGAAGUCGAGAAAAGUGGUCACUAUUAUUGCGAGGCAAGUAAUGAGAGAGGUAAAGCUGUGAGCAGAAAAGCAAGGCUCGAUGUGUUAAACAUUGCAGCAACAAAUCCAAAGAUAGCUGUUAUCUUCAAUGCUACAAAUAAAUGUCAAGUUUCGUCAAGUUGUCAAGGUGAAAAUACUCUAGGUAUUCCCUCUCGCUUGGACAAGACUUUAAAGACGAGUAUUACGAGCUUAGUGACUACAGCAAUGAAUGUAUCUAGAAAGAGCAUCUCUAAUAUGAGAUACAUCCCUUUAUCGAAAUCCAUGGCAAAAGUAUACUUCUUCCUUAGUGAAAGUGUCAAGCUCGAAGCCAUAGAUUUCCGGCUUCAGGAAGAAGUCAUGGAGAGAUUUUCAGAGGCGCGUCUUAAUGUUGUUGGGAAAUUAAAACAAUUGAUGCACGCUAUGAACAGAACAACGUUUGUAUCACAAGGAUCAAAGGCAAACCUCACUGGUAUUGCCAAAUCUCUUGGAUUUCUCUACAUGGCACCUGACUGCCCAUCUGGUCAGUACUUGCAUGACAAUGGAUAUAUGUGUGUACAAUGUCCACCUGGUUCAUAUAAAGACGGCAUAGAAGAAACAUGCACUAAAUGUCCCAUUGGAACAUACCAGCCCAAACCAGGUCAAGUCACCUGUCUUAAAUGUGAUCAAGAUAAGACAACCUUGCAGAGAAGCACCAUUGAAAAAUCACAAUGCAUCGAGAAAGAGCUGUGUCCUCCUGGAACAUUCGACCAAGUUCUUGAUGACAUAUGCCGUAAAUGUCCCAUUGGAACCUACCAGCCCCGACCAGGACAAACCAGUUGCAUUAAGUGUGGUCCACUCAAGACUACCUUAUUGGAAGGCUCCAGCAAUCGAUCGCAGUGUAUUCAAAAAGAUGUAUGCCCUCCUGGGACGUUUUUAGAUGGAGGAUGCAUGAAAUGUCCCAUUGGCACCUAUCAGGAUCUACCAGGACAAACGAGAUGUGUCAAAUGUAGUCCUGAAAAGACGACCUGGUUUCAAGGCUCCAUUAAUGAAACGCAAUGCGUUAAGAAAGAAUGUCUACCAGGAACCUUUGAAGAAAAAGACGGCAACUGUACAAAGUGUCCACCAAAAACAUUCCAACCACAAGCUGGGCAGAAGCGAUGUAUUCCUUGUAUUUAUUCAUUGGGACCGCUUAAAGACGUGGAAGGGAGGAAAACAUGCGAGAAACCAGGUCCAGGCAAACCUCGUAGCCUUAUGGCAUUUUCACUUGGAUCAGACUCACUUAAAAUCGUAUGGUGGAAACCUGAGACUAGUGAAGUCAGCCAUUACGACCUUGAAUAUGGAUUUAUCAAAAAAACUCCUUUACAGACCAUUCGAGUUAUUCCUGGAAAAAAUUGGGCAAGUGGCGAGAUAUACAGGUUGAGAGGUCUUCUUAAGUACACUGCGUACAGGGUCAAGGUUUAUACUGUUGUGAAUAAUGAGCGUAGUAAGCCUGCUAUCAUUACUGUUCGUACUAUGGAUGAUGUUCCUGGAAGGUCUCCAACAAUUACAUCUGCUACUGCCAUCAAUGCAACAGCCAUCAAAGUAACGUGGCAACAACUACCCAUCAGUCAAAGAAAUGGUAUCAUCCUUGGUUAUGAAGUUUAUAUCAAGAUAAAGUCAGAUUCCUUCUUCAAAAAACAGAAUAUAGAUAGGGGAGACCAACUAUCAACCGUUUUGACCAACCUCAAAGAAGACACACUAUACUGUAUCAAAAUGACAGCCUUUACACGCAAGGGUGCCUAUCCACAUUGGCAGAGAAAAGGCUGUAAAUAUGCCAGGACACCAAUAAAAGUCUCAAAGAUAUUUGGUAAUGUUACUGCACAUGUUAUUGGCCAGAAUGUUGCAACCAUCACCUGGAAGAAUAAAGAUGGAGAUCUGAAAAGCCAAUUUGUCGUGUACUAUGGAAAACAAGAAAUGAAACUGGACCAAACAGCAACAUGUCAAGCUCAGCUAUGCACAAUCCUUAACCUUGAGGGUGGCACCACCUAUUAUGCACAAGUCCAUGCUGUUGGCCAAAGUGAUGUUUCUAAAGUUAUAUCUUUUUCAACAGCACUGACGUAAUCAUAAGUCAUGUUGCUAUUUGUACAUAAUUAUGCAUGGAUCCUGAACAAAACAUUUCAGCAUUAUUGAUAUAAGUAUAUGUAAUUUGCCAUAUUAUGAAUUGCAAUAGUUCCAAAGUAUAGAAAUGAAUGGAUGACCUAUAAUCGGGAGUUCAAACAUUAAUUCUGCAUUGUGUUGACAUUUUCUGAUACCUUUUAAUCAAAAAUAUAGCAUAU